AUGAUGCCGCCGGAGCUCCAACCCCGCUCCUUCCGACCCUACAUCUCAUCGUCGAUAAGCGCCCCUUCUUUCUCUUCCUUCAACAAUGCUUCUUCCCCUUCCUCCUCCUCACCCGACCCCAACCCUAACUCCAAUUUCAGCUCCAACUUAUCCUCUCCUUCUUCUUCCUCUCGAUCUCUCAAGAACUCCCGAUUCUCCCCUUCCUCUUUCGCCCACAACGCCCGUCUAGCCAUUACUCUCGUCCCAUGCGCCGCCUUCCUCCUCGACCUCGGCGGAACCCCCGUCGUAGCAACCCUAACCCUAGGACUCAUGAUCGCUUACAUCAUCGAUUCGCUCAACUUCAAAUCCGGCGCUUUCUUCGGUGUUUGGUUUUCUCUCCUCGCCGCUCAGAUUGCUUUCUUCUUCAGCGCUUCUCUUUACUACUCUUUCAAUUCCGCUCCUCUCUCUAUUCUCGCCGCUUUUCUUUGCGCCCAAACCAACUUCCUCAUUGGCAUCUGGGCUUCGCUUCAGUUCAAGUGGAUUCAAAUCGAAAACCCUUCGAUUGUUCUCGCUUUGGAGCGGCUCCUCUUUGCCUGCGUUCCUUUCGCCGCUUCCUCAAUCUUCACUUGGGCUACAAUCUCCGCCGUAGGUAUGAACAAUGCCUCUUACUAUCUAAUGGCUUUCAAUUGCGUUUUCUAUUGGGUUUUCACGAUUCCUAGGGUGUCUUCUUUCAAAACGAAACAAGAAGUUAAGUACCACGGUGGAGAAGUUCCUGAUGAUAAUUUGAUUCUUGGUCCACUCGAGAGUUGUCUCCAUACUUUGAAUUUACUGUUUUUUCCUCUCAUUUUUCAUAUCGCUUCCCAUUACUCGGUGAUGUUCUCCUCGGCUGCUUCUGUCAGUGAUUUGUUUCUUCUUUUCUUUAUUCCUUUCUUAUUUCAAUUAUAUGCUUCAACAAGAGGGGCAUUGUGGUGGCUCACCAAAAAUGCCCACCAGCUGCGUAGCAUACAGUUGGUCAAUGGUGCAAUUGCAUUGGUUGUUGUUGUGAUUUGCCUUGAGAUUAGAGUUGUGUUUCAUUCGUUUGGGAGGUACAUUCAGGUACCACCACCAAUAAAUUAUCUUCUUGUGACCACUACCAUGCUUGGAGGGGCUGCUGGAGCUGGUGCUUAUGCGCUGGGAAUGAUUUCCGAUGCAUUUAGCUCUUUGGCCUUCACUUCUUUGGCUGUUGUUGUCAGUGCUGCAGGGGCGAUUGUGGUUGGAUUUCCAGUGCUGUUCAUUCCAUUCCCUUCAGUUGCUGGCUUUUAUUUGGCUCGUUUCUUUACAAAGAAGAGCCUUCCAUCAUAUUUUGCCUUUGUUGUGCUUGGGAGCUUGUUGGUCAUGUGGUUUGUGCUGCAUAAUUUCUGGGAUCUAAAUAUAUGGUUGGCAGGCAUGUCUCUGAAAUCCUUUUGUAAACUUAUUGUUGCGGAUGUUGUCCUAGCCAUGGCUGUUCCAGGUUUAGCCCUCCUUCCGUCAAAACUUCAAUUUUUGACUGAAGUUGGUUUGAUUGGCCAUGCAUUGCUGCUAUGCUAUAUUGAGAAUCGGUUUUUCAGUUACUCGAGCAUAUACUAUUAUGGAUUGGAUGAUGAUGUAAUGUAUCCAAGCUACAUGGUCAUCCUGACAACAUUGGUUGGCUUUGCACUUGUGCGAAGACUAUCCGUGGAUAACCGAAUUGGACCCAAGGCAGUUUGGAUUUUGACUUGUCUGUAUUCCUCAAAGCUGGCUAUGUUGUUUAUUACAUCAAAGUCUGUUGUGUGGGUGUCAGCUGUCCUUUUAUUGGCUAUUUCACCUCCAUUGCUUCUUUACAGGGAUAAGUCACGAACUGCAUCAAAGAUGAAAGUCUGGCAAGGCUAUGCACAUGGUGCUGUGGUUGCGUUAUCAGUUUGGUUUUGCCGUGAAACAAUUUUUGAAGCAUUACAAUGGUGGAAUGGUAGACCUCCAUCCGAUGGUUUACUUCUGGGCUUUUGCAUUCUUUUGACAGGAUUGGCUUGUUUACCUAUAGUUGCUCUGCACUUCUCUCAUGUCAUGUCUGCAAAGAGAUGCCUUGUACUCAUGGUGGCAACAGGUCUCCUGUUUAUCCUAAUGCAGCCACCAAUUCCAUUAUCAUGGACUUACCGAUCUGACCUAAUCAAAGCUGCACGCCAAUCUGCUGAUGAUAUUUCCAUAUAUGGCUUCAUGGCAUCAAAACCUACUUGGCCCUCUUGGCUACUUAUAGCAGCAAUUCUUCUCACUUUAGCUGCUGUGACAUCCAUCAUACCCAUUAAGUACAUUGUAGAGUUGAGAGCAUUUUACUCUAUUGCGAUGGGUAUAGCUCUUGGUGUUUACAUAUCUGCUGAAUUUUUCCUUCAGGCUGCUGUCCUUCAUGCCCUCAUCAUUGUAACAAUGGUUUGUGCAUCUGUUUUUGUGAUAUUCACCCAUUUUCCAUCUGCCUCCAGCACAAAGCUCCUACCAUGGGUGUUUGCCCUUCUUGUGGCUCUAUUUCCAGUGACUUACCUAUUAGAAGGUCAAGUGAGAAUUAAAAGCUUCCUUGGAGAUAAUGAAUUUGGGGAAAUAGGAGAGGAAGACAGAAAGCUUACAACUCUACUGGCUGUUGAGGGGGCAAGGACAUCUCUUCUUGGUCUGUAUGCUGCAAUCUUUAUGCUUAUAGCUCUGGAAAUAAAAUACGAACUUGCUUCUCUUAUACGGGAAAAGACUCUUGAGCGGGGUUCGGUUAGACAUAAUCAAUCUGGUCAAAGCAAUUCUGUGGGUUUCCCUCCACGAAUGAGGUUCAUGCAACAACGCCGUGCGACUGCUGUGCCAACCUUCACAAUUAAAAAGAUGGCUGCUGAAGGGGCAUGGAUGCCUGCAGUUGGUAAUGUUGCUACAGUGAUGUGCUUUGCUAUAUGCCUGAUCCUAAAUGUUAAUCUCACCGGUGGAUCAAAUCAGGCAAUAUUCUUCUUGGCUCCUAUUUUACUGCUUCUCAACCAGGACUCGGAUUUUGUUGCUGGGUUUGGGGACAAGCAGAGGUAUUUCCCUGUUACAGUAGCCAUAUCAGUCUAUUUGGUCUUGACCACACUAUAUAGCAUAUGGGAAGAUGUCUGGCAUGGAAAUGCAGGGUGGGGCAUCGAAAUUGGGGGUCCUGGUUGGUUCUUUGCAGUCAAGAAUCUAGCCCUCCUGAUCUUUACAUUCCCCAGCCACAUCCUGUUCAACCGGUUUGUGUGGAGUUACACAAAGCAGACAGACUCAGCACCGCUGCUAACAUUGCCCCUCAAUCUGCCUUCCAUCAUUAUAACGGAUUUGAUUAAGAUAAGGGUUUUGGGGUUGUUAGGAAUUAUUUAUUCCCUGGCCCAGUAUAUAAUAUCUAGACAGCAAUAUAUCUCUGGAUUGAAAUAUAUUUAGACAAAUAGAUGUUGUGUACAAUAUGUUUUGGCAAUUUUCAAGUGAGAUGUUAAAGUUCAGGUUGGCUUUCA
This is a messenger RNA of Theobroma cacao (cacao), 3461 nucleotides long. RefSeq names its product no exine formation 1 (gene NEF1). Lineage: Eukaryota; Viridiplantae; Streptophyta; Magnoliopsida; Malvales; Malvaceae. The record is from RefSeq and is a predicted model, not a curated record.